AUGAAAUUGCAGAUCGAACAGAAACCGGUUCUUGGGCUGAAAAGAGCCGCGGAUAUGGGGUUGCAUCCGCAGCAGAAGAUUAUGAAGAUGAGUAAGGACUCUCAGGCUGAGCAAAAGCGCUCUCUAUUCCAGACGAUGGAUCUCACUGAGUUCGAUUGGCGACGGGGACUUCAAUAG
Letharia columbiana is the source of this 177-nucleotide messenger RNA. RefSeq lists its product as uncharacterized. NCBI's taxonomy places the organism in Eukaryota, Fungi, Ascomycota, Lecanoromycetes, Lecanorales, Parmeliaceae. Bases 1 to 177 code for a protein of 58 amino acids. The record is from RefSeq and is a predicted model, not a curated record. The transcript has a single exon.